Molecule: messenger RNA, 16554 nt
Organism: Paramuricea clavata
Lineage: Eukaryota; Metazoa; Cnidaria; Anthozoa; Malacalcyonacea; Plexauridae
Source: the annotation of a GenBank genome assembly
GGUCCGUUCGCACCAAAUCUCCACGAAUGCUAGGCAGUUUAUCAAGAGUCAUUGGCACGGCGCCAUUGACCCCGUCAAGCUUGUCCAAUGUCUCUAAAGCUUGAACGCAGUACGACAAUUUGUCGCUAAACUCAUGAAUCUUUUUCUGAUUGGCCGCUUGUAUUGUGGGCAACCCAAGUAUCUCGUGCGUGUAACCUUUUACUAUCUCUGAUUCUUUCCCAAACUUAUCUUUGAGGAUGCUUAUCGCUCGAUUGUACCUUCGCUGUGAAAGGGCAAUACUUCAAUUGUUUGUCGUACUUUAGGCUCUAACAACUCGCGUAGGUAAGAAACUUAGUCACCGGGGCAAUUGCGGAUUGAUCAAUGUUCUCUGAGAAUUGUCCCCAAAACCUUGGCCAAUCCAUAGGAGAACCAUUAAAUUUCGAAAUCACUAGCUUCGGUAAUUUCGUUUGCAUUCCAAUCAUCGUUUUACUGGUCUGCGAGGUGUUUUUAACAAUAUGUUCAUCUUGUAACUUUACUUUAGUUUCAUGCAGUUUUACCUCAAACUUGAUCUUCUCGUCGUUCUCCAUCUCCUCUAGUUUCCUCUUGUUUUCCGUCAACCAUUCCUUCGUCAGUCUUACAUGACUAUCUGCCUCGCUGAUUUGGGUAUCAAUCUCCUCGCUCCACUCGGUAGUAUCCUCUUUUCUGCCCAGUUUUUCAGCUUCAACCGUAAGCCUUAAUUUGUCCACUUCGCCAAUAACAGUUCUAGGCGUUCCCUGAUGUCAAGCAAUAGGCCCUUCUUCGGAUUUUGCAAGAAUUCCGUCCGUGCGCUUCGUCGUUAGUUGCAAUUGAACUAAUUUUGUUUCCAGCGCGGUGCUGGCGUUUGCCUCACUCAUUUUACGAUCCCGUCGGAGGUGCCAGGUUUAGUAAUUUGACCCUUACUAAAAGGUACUGAAAAAUCAAACUCUCGACGAAGCAAAUUCGGUUUUAUAAAAUUAUAUUAUUGAAAAUCUCUCACAGUUGUAUACGCGGUCUAGUCUCUCUCACAGUCACACAGUCACUACAUUCGUAUCUUUUAACUCCUCUUCAUAAUAAUAUAAAUGUGUCAAUCAUGCAAUGUUCGUCCCUAAUUAAAGUAAUAAUUAAUCCUGCUAUUAAAUCACAAUUAUUAAGAUAUAUAUAGACAGUCUCCGACAAUUUCACAGUGUUAUUGUCAUUGAUGUGUAAAUCUGUAGGCAAAGCAAAAGAAAUAUUUCCUAAAAAAUUUGCUGAAAUUUUACAUUCUCCCUCAUUAUUUGCGAAUAUUUUUGUAAGAAUACACGUGUUACCUGUUUACAUCGAGAUAUACUAUUGCUCGAGCCAGGACUCGAGCCUGGACUCGAGCCAGGACUCGAGCCAGGACUCGAGUCAGGACUCGAUCAAAAAAAUGCGAAAAUACGGGGAAUUGCCAUUACCCAAUGGUUUUGUUUCAUAAGACACGUUACGCAGGCUAGCUACUAGCUACAACCUUUCAAUAAUUACGCUAAUUACCUUGUGUAAUUUACCAAUGAGAGCGAGGUUCCAAGACCAAAAAGUAUGUGUAAUUAUCGAAAGGGUGUAUUUAGUAUUAAAAAACUCAUUAAUAAUUCAUGAAGAAAACACAAAGAAAAAUCAUAAGCGUGUCGUAUCUGUAUAUGUGAUACAUAUUCAUGUUGAUUUACAUAAACUUUAACUUUGAUUUUCUCGGCUUAGACAACGUUUAUUUUUAAAAUUACUUCGCCAAUGAACUCGUAAGAUGAGUCGUUUUUUAAGUCAUUUUUUCGGCUCGAGUUUGUAUAUCCGAUACAACACGGCCGCUCAUGUUGUAAAUAGUACAUACAGUUAGCCAGCGUGGCCGGCUCUUCUAUAAUACAGUUUGGUGAUAUUGGCGUCUAUUACAGGAAAAUAAGAUAGGGAGAAUUAUCCUACUCUUUGACGAAUGCUAAGCGGCAAUGAGCGGCAACAAGUAUCUGUUUUGUAAAGAGCGAGAGACUGCUAGUGAUGGGCAAUACCAACUGUUUUAGUUCGAUAAAAUACUGGCCGGAUAUUUCCCUUUUUUGGAUAUCGAUAUUUGUGCAAUAUAUCAAAGACAAACAACAACAAUGGUAUUGGCUAUUGUUUCAUUCACUGUCUUCCGACGCUAAUACCUGUUACAGUUAGGGACCGAUUACAUGGACAUUUUCAACCCCGGGGUUGAACUCAGCCCUGUUUACCGGGUUGAAAUUUCAGCCCUGUCUGUAAUACAAAACUCUAUCAAAAUCAAACGUGCGAUUUAAAAUACAUGACAAAAUUUUCAACCCAGGACUGAGUUCAACCCCGGGGUUGAAAUUUCAACCCUGCUUCAGCUAGCAGGGUUGAAAUUUCAACCCUGGGGUUGAACUCAGCCCUGGGUUGAAAAUUUUGUCAUGUAAUCGUUUCAACCCAGGGCUGAAAUUAUCAUGAGUUAUUCGAGCAUGCGUGGUAGUGACUAUUUAUUACAAGAAAACAAAAUAAAGGCUUUUUACUUACGCGAAUCGAUGCCGAGAACGUAUAGACUAUAGUAUAACGUUUUAACCCCGGGGUUGAAAUCGUCCAUGUAAUCGGCCCCUCAACAGCCAAAGUCAGAUGAGAUUGACAGCUCUGUAUGUACAAAUAUACCAAAUAUCAACUUUCGUUCUUUAGUUUCUUUUAUCGAGUCUGGCGGAAAAAGGCGGGAAAUUGAUUUGGUAAAUUAACAAGUUCUCUCACUACCCAUUUGCCAAACAUUCCUUAGGUUAUCGAUAAACAAUUCCUCAGAUUCAGUUAAAUUUGCUUAAACAUUUCGCAUUGUUGGUGAACGAAUAGUCUAAAUUUAAGGAAAGUUCCUUAAAAGUGAGAACGCUGUUGGUAAAUUUUCAUCCAUCAAAAUCACUUGACGUCAUUUUUGGCUCGAGUCCUGGCUCGAGUCCUGGCUCGAAUCCUGACUCGAUAUUUAGGUACCCUCUUUUUAACCGUUCACGGUUUUAUUUGUUUUUAAAAACUGAAAAUUCGCGUCGCGUUGCCGAAUCACGUUCGGUCUGUGUCUGGCCUUAACAUGCACAAUCUCCUGCAUGCUGGAAAUAGCGGACAAAUUUACCAAGGGCGAGAAAAUGCAGAAACUACUGCAACUACUAUCACUGCAAAAUUUGAUAAAAAAAAUGCAGAAACUACUGCAACUAUUAACUUCCAACUAUACUACUUCUUAUUAACUGCUAGGUACUAUUAACUUCAAACUACUGCAGGCCUAGGCUUUGGAAUAUGGCAUUUGAUCCAUAUUUAUCAAGUUUUUAGAAUACCAUGACCCCUCUGGCUGAGCCCACCCUAAUAUUCCGCACAUAUUCCGUAAUUCUGUAGGAUUUCGAUCAUGUAAUUGAUGGUUUAAUUGAUGAUGUGGAAAUCCUGCUUGAAGAAGAUAGAGCCCAGUGGAAAGCUAAAAAUGGCAUUUAUUCAGAUGAUGAAGCGGAUUCUGAAGAAGCCCUGACGGUUAGUUAAUGCAGUAAUACUGAGGAAUUCAAUAUAUACAUAUUUCGUUAAUAUUUGAAAAUAUAUUAUAUUCUUGAUUUUUUCUGUGUUGGUGCUAUGUAGUCAGGUGAAUAUGAUGCUCAUGAUGUUACUCUGAGUGUAUAUCCACACCGGGCAAGCUUGAAAAAUAUGCCUGACCACGGUGGGAUUCGAACCUACGACCUUUGGAAUACUAGCCCAAUAAUGCUCUGGCAACUGAGCUACGCGGUCUGGUCGGUUCGAGUAAACCGACUAAACCGGGAUUUUUGAGGGUUGGAGUAAACCGGGAUUUUUGAGGGGGGAAGGGGGGUUGAAAGAUUCAGAUUGUGCAAGAUUUUUUCCGCCCAGGAGAACAUGACAGAUGUUUUUUCCUGUAAAAGUGUAGCGCAAGAUUUUUUUACCAAUAUAUUUCGUGGCAGGAUAUUUUUUUUGCCUGUCAUAAUAACGGCUUACAGGACUUUCAUAUAGCUAUACGUAGCCAGGGUCAUCCUUUAACUUUGGGACUUCAAUCAUAGCCGGCCAGGAACUUGCUUCUUGCCAUAGGAACUGUGGGCCCGUUAUCCACCGAUUAUUCUUCAUUAAAUUUUCCAACUUCAUGCCUUUAGAACCGUCAUCAGCUGGAUUUGCAUCCGUGUUAACAUACCUCCAUUCAUUUGGUGAUGAUUCACUGUGUAUGAUAGUUAACCGAUUGGAUUCGAACGUGUGAAAUCUCUUGGAUUCGUUAACAAUACACUUGAGCACUGAAGUAGGGUCAGUCCAGUGAUAAACUCGUUGAAUUUCCAUGUCUAAUUCCUCUUGUAUCAGCACUCUAAGUUUCACCGAGACAACAGCAGCGUUGAGUUCUAAUCUUGGUAUAGAGAUUUCCCGGAUUGGCGCCAAUCGUGCCUUUCCCAUAACGAACACACAAUGAAUACAGCCAUUGACGUCUACCAGGCGAAGAUAUGCUACGGCUGAGUAUCCUACACGCGAUGCGUCAGAAAACAGAUGCAGUUCUACGGAUUUUAUGUCACCAAGCGUUUCAGGUUUAAAACAACGGUCGACUUGUAGCUCUGCGAGUUUAGGUAAAUCUUCGAGCCAUCGUAUCCACUGCGUUCUUUCUGUUUCUCCAAUUUGAUCAUCCAAUUUUCAUUCGACUUAGCAUCUGGAGCAGCAGUUUAGCCUUCAUUGUGAAUGGAGCUAUAAAUCCAAGGGGGUCAAACAUUGAGUAGAUUACGGACAAUAUUCCUCGACGAGUCUUCGGCUUAUUGCUAACCACUGUGAAUCUUUCUUGUGAAAUCUCCCAAACGAAUUUAUCUUCCUCCACAUUCCAUUUAACUCCGAGGGUGCUCUCUGUAGGUAAAUGUUCUAUCUCCAAAUUAGCGACUGAUUUAGCUCGUUCACUCUCUGGAAUAGCUGCUAAGACUUCUCGGUCGUUACUGCACCAUUUUGUUAAGCGAAAUCCACCUCUGGCUAAUAAUUCACGGAGUUGAUCUACUAAGUUAAUAGCUUUCUGAGUUGUUCUCGUUGACUUCAUUAGGUCGUCUACGUACAUGUUCUUCUUAGCCGUCUCUACCGCUUCAGGUUCUAUACCAUCUUUCUCCAGAUCUGCUGUUUUCUUCAGGCAGAAAUCGGCAAUACUGGGGGAAGAUUUCGCUCCAAAAACGUGUUUCGUCAUCCGAUAUUCAACCAGUUGUUUGGUUAGAUCACCGUCCGGCCACCACAAGAACCUUAGAACAUCACAGUCUCUUGGAUCAACGAUUACUUGAUGAAACAUCAAUUCGAUGUCUGCUACACUUCCGAUGGAUUCUUUCCGAAAACGACUUAAUACCCCAACCAGACAAUUCGCUUUGUCUGGGCCUUGCAAUAGCUGUUGGUUUAAAGAUGUCUGUUUAUACUUGGCUGCACAGUCAUAAACAACUCUCACCUUAUCUGGCUUUAAGUGAUGCACCACAGGAUGGUGUGGGAGAUACCAUACAGGUUUGUCAGUCACGUUUAGCUCUUCAUCUGGAACUCUUUCAGCAUGUCCUUUCUUGAUAUAUUCAGACAUGGUGAAUUUGUAUUUCAACAACAGAUCUCCAUCUUUCAACAGCCGUCGCCUCAGCAGUUCGCACCUUCGAACGGCGAGGUCUCGAUUAUUUGGUAGAUCAGGUGGAUAUGAUUUCCACGGUAAUGAAACUUGAUAAUGACCAUUAACUUUCUGGAUCGAAUCUUCCAUCAUCUCUAACGCUCUUUUAUCUUCUACCGAUGGACCAGGUCUGGUAUCGACUAUAGUGUUCCCAAAAUCAGUCUUCCAAAGACCUUCAAUUUGCUGUCUAAGGGUAUUCUCUUCAAAGUCGCCUUCUUCCACUCUGUCUCGCACUGGUGUAUUCACGACCGACUGAGAGUUAUCAAUAUCACUUUGUUGAGAAGAGCUCAAACACUUCGCAUCAUCUAACCGUUCUUCGUUCACUGGGUAUGCUGUCUUUAAUUCAUCGUUUUCAAAUUCCCUGAUUUGAUUAAAGAAACUUGUUUCGUUCGAUGUACUCAUUUGAAGAAGAUUAACAGAAUAUUCCGAGCUCCCCUUUUCGCUCCCAACUGAUCCCAUAAUCGUCCAACCGAGACUGUAAUGAACUGCUAUUGGCUCACUCGUUUCACCAGCCUUGUACUCGAGCGGUAAGAAUAAUUGCGGGAUCUCCUUCAAUCCAAUUAUCAGCAUAACUUUGUCGCACUUAGCUUCGCUAAGGUCAAUGUUCUGAAGGUGAGGCCAUUUCCUUAGAUCUUGCUUUCUUGGGAUACAAUCUUUUGAUAUAGGGAUAUCCUUGACUGUUCGAACAUUUUCAAGUUCAACUACUGUUGUCCCAUCCAUAGAUUCCACUACAAUGUCUACAAGUUGACUUUCUACAUUCUGUGAGCCGGUCAUUCCUGUUAGAGUAAAGUUCAUCUUCUUACCAUAGAAUUGCAACUUCUUAGUCAGCUCCUCCUGACAGAGUGUUACCUCCGAACCACUGUCCAGUAGUGCAUAUGUCUCUACGUAACUGUCUCCAUUCUUUGCUCAAACUUUUACUGGUAUCACUCCCAGACAUACACGAGUUUCACCGGCCCCAGUUGCAGCUAUCACCUUAUCUUCGCCGCUAAUUUCACCAUUGGAUGGUUGUUGCCUGGCUCCUCCUGACCUUUGUGGUAUUUCCUUUCUUUUUUGCUUCCAUCACAUCUACUGGAUGUAACAAUGUAUGGUGUUCCUUUCCACAACCAGUGGAUUGGCAUCGAAAGUGUUUCAUUAGACACAUCCGAGCAUAAUGACCAACUGCAAGGCACUUAAAACAGAGUGACUUCUCUGUGACAACCUUCUUGCGCUCUGUCAAUGAAAGUAAUCGAAAUUUUUCACAUUGCCAUAUUCCAUGCGGACCAGAACACAUGGAGAAAUUUCUUCGUGUAACACUCGAAUUCAACUUCCCAUUCUCAUCCCUUUUCAUUCCUACCAUUAACGCAAUGUUCCCUUUGUUAAAGUGCCCACCUUUCUCAUUAUUUCUCCAUUUCUCCUUAGCCCUGUCCUUACUAUCACUAGAGGUGAGGUCAUCUCCAAAUUCAUUGUUCAUCAAAGUAGCUUUCUUCUUGAUAAAAUUAAGAAAAUCUUCAAAUCGUGGUGUGGAAUUACGCUCAUAUAUCUUUCGAGCUUCCUCAGUCCAUCUUGCUUUCAUGAACAUCGGAAGUUUUCUAUUUAACUCCUUCAAGGUGUUCACAUGAUCCAAGUCACUGACAUAUUCUGGACCCAUUCCCUUAAGUGUCCGAUUAGUGGACUCAAGAUGUCGUGCAAACUCAAGCAACGAAGAACCAUCAGCUUUCUUUAUACUGGGAAGAUUGACUAACUUCUUAAUGUGAGCCCUAGCAAUUAUAUGUGGCUUACCAAAGUUCUCAGUCAGGGUCUUCUUAGCAACACAAUAUCCUUCAUCUGCAGGCAAAUUGACAGAGGUGUCAAUGGCUUCCUUUGCCUUACCAUGGCAAUGCUGAAUCAACAGUUGCAACUUUGAUUCGUCACUGUCAUUAUUUCUUUCAAGACAUGUUUCAAAAUUGUGCAUAAAUGAGGGGAACUUGAUAGGAUUCCCAUCAAAGUGCAUAUAUUCUAUCUUUGGUGUGGCAACCACUUGCUUAAGAGCCUUAACAAUCUCAAUGUUAGUGUCUAUUUUCCCUGAAACUUGUGCUCCAUGGUUUGAAUUUAGGGGGGGGGGGGUAAACCUACAUUGCACAUGUAAGGAUUCCACGUAGUAUCCCAUGUCUGAGGAUUGUAUGAUGGUUGUUGAUAGGACAAUACCGGAUGGGUUAAAGUCCAGGGCAAUGAAUAUGUAUUCGCGGGGAGAACUGUUGGUUCCGGUCUGGGUGGGACUACAGAUGUACUUGGUCUCAGAGGAAACACAGAGCUUGGCACAGCAGUUGUCUGCCCAGCAGACCCAGAAUUUAUUCCUUGAAAUUCUGGCAUAGGAUUACUAGAAUUGACAUGGGUUAUUAAUUUGGGCAUUGGGGGUAUUUGCAAGUAAUAAUCCAGCAGUAGCAACAACAUGGACCCUGGAUGGUAGAAUUAUAUGCCUUCUAAAUGGAAGCCAAAACAAAAUCAUAAUUGAACACCCGAAGGAUUUAGUCAAGCUUCCCCCAACCAAGUAAUUGCAUAAAGAGGUAUUCAAACUCUACUUGUAUUAACUAUUUUGUAUUGACUAAAUUUGCGUGUUUAGGUUAUUAAUCAAUUUGUGUGCCUAGGUUAAUACCAGUAUAUAUUUUUUCUCAUAAUUUAUUGACUAUCCUCAAAAUUAUAUAAAUACUUCUGUCUAUAAAUUACAAAACAAAAUUUAUAUAAUUAUCUAUAUUUAUAUAAUUAUGAUAAAAUUUUAUGAUAUUAUAUAUACUAUGAAAUCUUGUCAUAAUGUAUCGACAAUCGUCAAAACAUAAUUACUUCAAUAUAUAAUCACAUUUUUAAACUUAAUAUCAUUAAUAAGCUUACAUGAUAUGGUAUGAACUUUGAAUAAUAAGAUCACUCAUACUCAUAUUAACUUAAGUCGUUAGAAUAAUUACACUAGCGACUCUUCUUUCUCCUUUUUUUUGCUCUAUUCCAUAAUAGAGGCGAAGCAAUCUUGUAGUACUUGUGCCAAAUAUGUGCAAGUUAAUCAGAAAGCAAUACUUUGUGAUAUGUGUAAGAAGUGGGUUCAUCUAAAAUGCACUAAAUUCAGCAGAGGCGAUCACAUUGCCUUACACCAUAACUCAGUUGAUUGGUUUUGCUCACCCUGCCUUCAAACUAUUUUUCCAUUCAAUCAAAUUGAAGAUAAUACUGAAUUUUUGCUGGCAAUUCAGGAUUAUAGUCCACUAAACUCUUGCUAUGACUCUUUUAAAGACCUGGUAUUCAAUCCAUAUCUACUUACUUCACCUCUUGUAAAUUCACCUGAUCUUGAUCCAGAUAACCAAUUUUAUGCUGGCAACAAUAAUGUAAACCAUGACUCUGAAUAUUUUAAUGAAGAAAGGUUCAAAACUAAAUUCUCUUCAAACCCUAAUGCCUUGUCACUUAUGCAUCUUAUGCACGUAGUCUUUCACACAACUUUGACAAAAUUACCAACUAUCUAAACCUACUAAAAAUUCCCCUUCCCAGUUAUUGGAAUCACUGAAACCUGGAUUCCAAGUGACUGUGAUUUAUCUUUUUAUAAUAUUGAUGAUUAUAAACUUCUAUCUUGCAGUCGUAGUGAUAGGCAUGGUGGUGGAGUGGGUUUAUGUCUAAACCAAAACCUUAAUUUCAACAGAUUAAAUGACAAUAAUAUGAAAUUGUUAGAUUAAAUGACCUUGAAAUCAAUGAUGAUAAUGUUUGUCAAUCAAUUUUUGUUGAGAUGAAAUUUGACAAGUCCAGUACCAUAAUUGGAGUAAUAUAUAGACCACCAAAUGGUGAUAUUAAGAAAUUUAAUGACUAUAUUGAAAAUACAUUGGGUGGCCUUGGGAGCUCUAAUAAAUCUGUUCAUAUUAUGGGUGACUUCAACAUAAAUUUACUAAAUACUGAAAUAUGCAACCUUACCAGUGAUUUUUUUGAAAUAAUGUUGUCUCACUCCCUAUGUCCUUCUAUAUUUAGGCCAACUAGAAUCACUACCUAUUCUGCAACUUUGAUGGAUAAUAUAUUUUCCAACAACUAUACCCAGUCUUUUUCAUCUGGUAUCCUACUUACUGACAUCUCUGAUCAUCUAUGGUCUACCCAUCUUCUCUAUCAUGGUUGUGAAUAUGCCCAAACCAAGAUCCUCUCCCUUUAAUUAAAAAAGGAAUUACACAAGGGAAAAGGUGAAUAUAUUUUUGGACUCUUUAGGGUCAUCCGAAUGGAGUUCAGUAUUCUCCACAUCUGAACCAAACUCUGCCUAUACCCUUUUUUCUGAUCACAUUAAUACCUUGUAUAAUCAGCAUAUUCCAUUAACAAAGGUUAAACUAACAAAACACCAAUCCCAAAAGCCCUGGAUAACACAGGGAUUAAUCAAAUCUAUCAAAUUUAAAAAUAAACUCUACAGCAAAUUCCUGCAAAAUAGGACAGCCAAAUAUGAACAAAAGUACAAAAUAUACAGGAAUAAACUUAAUCAUCCCAGGAUAGCUAAAAAAAAUUUUAUAAUCAUAAAUUCAAAUCUGUUAAAACCAGCAUUAAAGCUACCUGGAAAACUUUGAAAGAACUAUUAAAUAAAUCUAAACCUCAGCUCAAUUAUCCCAAUUCAUUUACCCAUAACAAUAGCGAUAUCACAAAUCCUGAAAUGAUCGCCAAUACCUUUAAUGAUUACUUUGUAAAUGUUGGUACUAACCUUGCUUCUAAAAUUCCAUAUACUCAAACAAAAUUCACUCAGUUCUUAACAGGGUCUUACCCCAACUCCUUUGUAUUCUACCCUACUGAUGAUAAUGAAAUAUUUGCUAUAAUAAGAGAACUUAAUCCUAAUAAAUCACCAGGUCCAGACUGUCUAGAUCCUUUUGUAAUCAAACAGGCUGCAGAGCCACUUGCAUCCAUUCUUUCAUACAUUUUCAAUAUAUCUAUGGAGUCGGGCAGAGUACCUGACCAACUUAAAGUUGCCAAAGUCCUCCCCAUUUUCAAAGCUGAUGACAACAAAAAAUUCUCUAACUAUCGUCCCAUAUCAAUAUUCCCAAUUUUUUCUAAAAUUCUUGAAAGAGUUGUCUAUGCAAGACUCAUAAAAUAUCUUACUAAACACAACAUUCUUUCUGAUAAUCAGUUUGGAUUAAAAAAAAAUCAUUCAACCUCUAUGGCAGUUUUGGACUUAAUUGAUAACUUCUCAAACUCAAUUGAUAAAAAAGAAUUUUCUGUAGGUGUAUUCAUUGAUUUAAGUAAGGCAUUUGAUACUGUGAACCACAAAAUUCUUAUCGAGAAACUUAGUCACUAUGGGAUAAGAGCAGAGGAGGUUGGACAGCAGGCCACAAAGCAUCAUGGGUAUCGAGCGCCUAAUUCCAUGCGGUCGCUUCAUUGACUUUUGACUGUCGAGGAGUGAACAUCUCUCUAAACCAAUAUGGAAGCUUUCGAACGACAAGAGUGUCAGGCUGCGAUACUUCGUGAAAAUAGCAUGUUAUUGCUGUAUUGUUGCGAUCCUCAUUAUGACUUAUGUUUUACUGUACCAAGUUUACCUUUUUUAAAAUUGCAUGGGACAUGCUGUCAUUUUAGCUUUAUGGAUAAUCCGUCCGAGCGAAGGAGUUGUGUUAUUCCCAAUAGCGAGGCUCUUCUUUCCAAGUUGGAUGGCGUUAAAUCUCCUUGUAUUAUCAACGUGAAAACAAGCGCAAUAUUUAAGGUUGGUAUACUACAAUUGAUUACAGUUGACUAGACUUGUUAUUUGGUCAAUUUCCGCUUUCACGCUUUGCAGUUUUCAAAAUAUUUGUACUGAAUUUUAUAAAUAACCUCGAAAUACACUGUACAAAUUAUGGCGUGUUAUUUUUAUUUAACCCUUUAGUUUGACACCAUCCCCGAUGAGUUUGCUAAUGAAAACACCCAGCAUAUGCUUUUGAUUUGGGAUUUUGAUGUGGAUCAUAUAUUGACAGCGAAUACGAUUGCAGUGGCUGCGGUUGUGCCUGAUUUCGACAAUAUUCUGGAGACCCCAUUGCUGGCCGUGGAUGUGGUAAGUUGCAAUUGUUCUAACUUUCCAGAUACGAACAAGGUUUUACUACCUCCUUUAGACGAGACUCCUGAAAGAGAACAUUCUCAAGAACCAACAGAAAGAAACGAAGACAAUCUUAAUGAUGGACAAAGUAGGAAUAAUUCAGAUGAUGAACAUUCAGAUGAUGAGUCUGAAGGUAUUGUUGAUAUUUGUAUGUUUUGAUUUAUAAAUUUUCGCUGAAGUACCGUAUGCCUGUUUUAUCUGGUUCUAGCUGGUUGUUUAAAUCUGCAAACUGUAGUUUGAUAUUUUUCAAUUUUCAUCUAAAUAUUGCUAUGUUUGUGUUGUUCUAUAAAAUUAAUACGCACUCUUUUAGGUCUUGAGAAUAUAAUUUUAGAGGUUACAUGUGCAAAAAUUGCUAUUUUUUGAGAUGACAGUUAUGCAAUAAUUAUUUUCUUGUUAUUUGUUAUGAUUUUGUAGAAAGUGAUAGGGCAGAAAGUGAUGACGGAUUAAGUGAAAGUGGUAGAGCAGAAAGUGAUGAUGAAUUAAGUGAAAGGGAUGAUGAAAGUGAUGAGGAGGAACAAAUCACCCACGCUGUACCAUUCAAGUGCAUUGGUGCUGCUCAUGAGAAAAACUACCAACAUCAUUUGGAAAAGGCAUACCUCACUCUUCAUGAACAAAAUAAACCAGUGACUGUAAGAAUACGGCCAGAGCCAUUGAAUCCAAGGGACACAAGUGCAAUAGCAAUUGAUCUAGACUAUGGAACUGGAUGGGCACAUGUUGGUUAUAUUGCUUCAGAACUAUGCAAAUAUUUGCACCCACUAAUCGCUGCAGGAGAUAUCUUGGAUGUCUAUGUUCGGCAUAUCAAGUAUAGGGUUGACUUUUUUAAAAUACGAUUUUAUCCAAAAAUUGUCAUAAAGAGGCGUGGUGAGUGGGAGAAUCUAGUGGUAAGGAAAAGCAUGAGUGUAUGUUGACAGAUGUUUUUGAUAUAAAUAAUAGCAACUAUGUUCAGCAGGUUAUUGAUGUGCAUUUAGUUCAAUUGGCUAACUUUUUAGAUUUUUUCCCAGCAUUUUUUAAACAAAACAUAGGUUAAUUAUAACUGGGUAUAUCAAAUUAAAAUAAUCUGUCAUGUACACUCAUGCAAAUAAGUAUGCAACUGUAAAAAUGUGCUUUAGUAAAUAAAUUAAUAAAUUAUCCAUGCUGCACCUGACCUACUUUGUGAGUAUUUUUUUCAGAUUAAAAUUAAAUGCAACGAUAAAACAAGAAGAUUUAUAUUUAUAUAAUAUUUAUUCAAUAGACCUUUACAAGGUUAACAACGCCAUCUUGAAUUCAUUGUUUUCACCAUUGUGUUUGCACCCCCUGCAAAUUUACCUGUAGGGAAUUCCAUUGUGUUUGCACCCCUUGCACUGUGAUACAUGAUAAUACAAUAAAAACCUCCAUAAUUAUAAGAACCAACAUGCUAGCCGAAUUAUUGUCUGACAGUAUAAAAUAAAAAAUGAUAGCUAGAACAAGCUAAGUGUGUUUCCCAUUAAAUAGUCCUUUUCUAAUAAAAAUAAGAGUCCAUAGAUGGUCUUCAUAUAUGCCCUUAAAACUAAUAAAAGUUAAUUAAAAUGUUUAAAAAUACAGUUUUGUUUGUCAACCUGACAUGGUAUUUGUACACAGUAUUCUUACAUAAAUUUAUUGUGGUUGGUUGAUCAGUAUAAUGGUUCUUUUAUAUAGGUCUUUACUGUACUAUAUUUGCUCUGAAUAUGAACAUCUCUAAAUGACUGUAGUAUUGCCACAUACUACAAAACACUGUAAAUUUCUUAAUAAUAUACAUAAAAAAAUUCUCAAUUCUGAUUGGCUAAGAGCAGUGUAUUGUUUUGAAAUACAGUGCAAAUUUUAUCGACUAUAAGAUACAGCCAUUUCUAGCAGGGAAAUAAUACCAAAAAACUUAAACAUUUCCAUGCCACAAAAAUACAGUAGAUGGCAUUUUUACCAGAUUUUCUGUUAAAAUAUUUGUUAUUAAAAUUAACUAUUUUGCAUGUGACCCAUGCACGUAUGUGACUGCAUAAUUAUUUCAUGUAUAUCAAUAAGUAAUAUGGUUUCUCGUGCGAUUUGGAAAAAGAUACACUCGUGAGACUUUCGUCGUCAUUUGGAUUUUGAGAAACUCACUGUGCAUAUUUUCCCCUCAAUUGCACUCAAACCCAUGCUAUUAUAUAGAGAAUAAUACAUGGUUGUGUACACAUACAAUAACUGUGAUGUAUGUGCAUUUUAAACUGCAAACUACAGUACAUAUAUACAGUACUACUGUAAUUAAUGUCACUCAACAAAUCAUUACCACAGUAUUCUAUGGAGCAGGUGGUGGUGGCAAGCUCUCUGCUGGUUUAAAAUGGGAUGUUCUAACACUGAGUUGUCCACGCUGAGGAAUCACAGCUCGAUUUGUCACAAAAAUCCCAGGAUCAGCUCGUCUAGAAAUAGAUGACUGUAUUAAACCGUCAUUAUAUCGGUCAUUGGAUCCAGUGUAGUAGUAAAAGGGCAAGUCAGGAUCACAUUUCUUGGUGUACUCGCUAAUAACUUUCGGGAAGGCAUCAUGAAAAUCCUUUUCAUCGAAAAUUGGUCCAAGCAGUCCAUGCAAGAAAGCAAAAAUGCCUUCAACAUCAUCAGUUAAUCCUGCUCUUGGAUGUUCAGGAAGAAGCCCCUUUUCGAGUCCACAUCUCCGUCUGAACUCCUGUAACAAUAAUAUACUGUAAGGGACCGUCCAUUAAUUAAGGACCAGGGGGAGCUGGAGGAAAAUUAGGGGGGCCUUUAAGGUGUUUUCAGAAUGAAAGGGGGGGGUUGCCAAAAUUAUUUGUGGUAAUUAUUAAUAUUUUAGGUUGACCAGUUUCAAAUAUUAAGAGUGAUUGUCAGCAAAAAUCGAACAUUGGGCGGCAAGGGUUGAUAAAUCGAUUCCGCUCAUAUUUUAACUAUAUAUAGGCCCUAAUGUAACAAACACCACUGUGUAGUUUGUUUGGUGAAAUUCGGCUUAGUAUUCGGGAAAAUCGAAAAAAAUACUUUCCAAAUUAAAUUCGCUAUUUUUGAGCCGAUAAUUCAGGUUAACUUCAACAGCUUCUCGGGACAAAACAAAAUAACCCAGCACUGUAGUAUUCUCACACGAAGUUAAUUGCUAUCUUAAUAUACAACAGGUAGAGUUUCAGACAUUAUCGUUCACUUAAAUUUUCGAAAUUUCCUGUCCUUUUCUGUCGCCCGUCUUUUGGGCUUAACGUUUGCAACACGGCCAUGCAUGGGUACCUUAAAACAGCUUGUUACUGCGUGCCUAGAAGAAAUCGUUCCUGGACAAUCAUCCACGCUACUUAAAGAAUUAGCAUGCGACAAGUUGGGCAGUGAUAAAAAUAUUGAUACUUUCUUAUUGGAUGCUUUAACGGAGUGUUAUAAUAACACGAGCCAUUGGAGCACGCGUAGACAGAUAUUGUCUAUAAUGGUUGAUAAGGUUACCUUCGAAGAACUGCAAAAAUGGAUACCAACCUUGACCAGAUAUCGUUUCAAUAUUGCAAAACAUCAUCUGUUGCUUCACGGUAGGGGCGCGGAACUCCCCCAUUUAAAGAAUACGAGAGUUUACAUUCAGCCGGAAAAAAUCGACCAUUUUGUUACUUUUAUUACAAGCUCGCAUAUCAUACAAGACUUACCAUUUGGAGAAAAAAACACUAAAACUGUCCACUCACAGAGAAAUAAAGAUUCCCAACGUUGUGCGCAAUCUUAUACCAGAACAAUGUAUCCAACAGUACGAAGGAUAUUGCAAAGAGGUGAGAUUCCAACCGAUGAGCCGCAGUACAUUGCGCAGGGUUCUUAAAGUCUGUUCUGCUUCCGCACAUACGUCGUUGCAAGGCCUCGAUUAUAUAUCAGCAAUGGGUGGUCAGGCCUUUGAUGAUCUAGAGAACGUCGUUGACAUGCUUGGAGAUCGUUAUGGCAAGGGUUUGGCAUGGGCCAAACAAACAAACCAAAAACUCAAAGAUGCUAAACGUUACUUAAAAGGAGACUACAAGGUAUAAACAAGUGAAAGCUUAUUGUAUUUUUUGUAGAUUCGUGCAUGUAAGAAUCAUUCUAGAAUAGUUGAUUUUGUAUCUGAUUCAUAUAUUCUUUUUAGAUUCACAUUUCUAGCAAUUCUGAAGUUGCGGACCACUGCAGAACAUAUGCUCUCAGUUUUCCAAAUGAUGAAAAUUAUACUAACAGCUGUGAUCAUGAGCACAAGGGAAAGUGUGAUAGAUGCAGUAUAUUUCCUGAGACUCUAGCUGAUAUUUGCGCAUCUUUGGAAGAAGUAAAUUGCCCUCUUGAAGAGAAAGAAAACAUGGAGUACGUUACUACACAAGCAGCUCAACACAUUAGAUCCUGGAAAGCACAUAUUUUAAGAUCAAUUAAUCAGGACGCAGCACGACACGACAUUUUAAAAGUCUUGGAUUCUCAUUCUGCACUUAUCGUUUUAGACUGGGCAAUGAAAUUCAUUCCUCGCAAAUACCGCGAAAGCCAAAGAGAUUGGUUUGCAAAACGGGGACUUCCUUGGCACAUAGCGGUAUUAACAAAGAAGAAUGAUGAUGGCGACCUCCAAAUUCUUACUUUUUUGCACUUGUUUAAGUCUUGUAGCCAGGAUAGUGGCGCUGUUGUCGCAAUCAUUCAUGACGUCUUAAGUCAGAUCUCAACCAUUGCACCAGAGGUGCAUACCGUAUAUCUGUGUCAAGAUAAUGCAGGGUGCUACCACUCUGCAUUAACUCUGCUUUCUCUGCCAACAAUAGAGAGAUCAACUGGAAUUCAAAUCAGACGUAUCGAUUUUUCCGAUCCCCAAGGGGGGAAGGGAGCGUGCGACCGAAAGGCAGCUCAUAUUAAAAAUCACAUGAAUAAAUACCUGAAUUCAGGGAACGAUAUCGAAAAUCCCGAGCAAAUGAAGGCAGCAAUCGAGUCCUUUGAAGGCACCCCAGGAGUGAAAGUAACAGUGUGCGCUCCACCACCUGGCAGGGGAAUGGGAUGGUGUGAGUCUCCUUAA